AUGAAGGAGCCCGGCCAGCGACCGUUCGCCGGCGUCGACCUCCGCCGGCCCAAGGGUUACCCGGCGGCCUCGGCUAAGCCGGCGACGACGGACGUCCAUGGCAACGACCCGUGCCCGCGGUGCGAGUCGCGCGACACCAAGUUCUGCUACUACAACAACUACAACACCUCCCAGCCGCGCCACUACUGCAGGUCCUGCCGCCGCUACUGGACCAAGGGCGGCUCCCUCCGCAACGUCCCCGUCGGCGGAGGCUCACGCAAGACCGCCUCCUCGUCAUCUUCAUCGUCGUCGGCGGCGGCGAGCCCCAAGCCGGCCAAGAACUCCAAGCGCCGCCGUGUCGCGCUGGCAUCCCCGGAGCUCGAGACAGAGCCCAGCACCACCGACGCCGCGGGGUCAGCAGAGAAGGAAGCUAUGGCCGGCACCGUCGGAGAUCCCGCUAACGCCGUGGACGCAGCACGAGCGGAAGCCACGGCCGACGGCACCGUCGGCGAUUCACCAACGAAAGCAACGGCCAACGGCACUGUCGACGAUCCCGUCACCGCCUCGGACGCACCACGACCGGAAGCCACGGCGCCUAACGGCACCAUCGACGGUCCCGCCACCGUCUUGGACGCGGCACGAACGGAAGCUACGGCUGACGGCGCCAUGGAUUAUCCCGGCGCGCCCCCAGCGGUGGACGACGCGUGUUUCGCUGAGCCGUCGGUGGCUCUGGGGCUCGGCGCCGCGGAUGCCGGCGGGAAAGAGGCGCCGGACCUGAGCCCGUUCGAGUGGCCGUCGGGCUGCGACGACCUGGGAUCCUACUGGGCACCGGGCGUGUACGCCGACACCGACCCGGUGCUGUUCCUUAACCUGCCGUGA
This is a messenger RNA of Lolium rigidum, 858 nucleotides long. Its product is annotated as dof zinc finger protein MNB1A-like. NCBI's taxonomy places the organism in Eukaryota, Viridiplantae, Streptophyta, Magnoliopsida, Poales, Poaceae. Gene Ontology annotation, molecular function: DNA-binding transcription factor activity; DNA binding. Gene Ontology annotation, biological process: regulation of DNA-templated transcription. The coding region runs from base 1 to 858 and encodes 285 amino acids. The transcript has a single exon. The record is from RefSeq and is a predicted model, not a curated record.